AUGGUCUAUCCGUCCUCGGCCAGUUUGGCCAUAGACCCGGUCUUCCUCCAGGAUUGCUAUGACUAUGCUUCAGACAAGGGCUACCCAAACGCCGCCUCCUCCAAGAUGGCGUCCGCCAUCCUUGUCGGCGUGACGAUCGCCCAGCAGGCCUACUCGCACCUCAACGACCGCCGGGCGCAAGUGUACAUCGCUAUGUUCACUGGCGCAGCGACGUACAUCGACGACAUCAGCGAAACGCAUACCGACGAUGUGCGCAGCUUUCCGAUCCGGUUCGUUAACGGAGAGACGCAGGCAGAUGCUGAGCUCGUGUUUGCGGCGAAGGCGUUUAGAGACGUGGGGAACGUGUAUCCGCCCGCGCAGGCUGCGAUGAUUACGACCUCUGUUCUCAACUUCGUAACUGGGUGUGUUCUCGAGGACGAGUGCAAAACCAUCAAGCCAUCUGAAAAUGCACCAUCGUAUCCGUACUUUCUACGGAGUUUGACAGGCGUAGCUGAUGCAUACCUGGUCAUGAUGUUCCCGGCCGAUGUACCUCUGCAGCGAUACGUCCAGGCCUUUCCCGACUUGACGCUUAUGAUCAACGUCACAAACGACGUCAUGUCAUUUUACAAAGAGGAGCUUGCUGGAGAAACGACAAACUACAUCUCGCGUAGGGCAGCUAUCAAGGGGACGAGCAAAAUUUCAGCACUUAGAGACAUCGCCGACGAGACUAUUCGCGCCAAUCGUCAAAUAUUGAAGGUCCUCGAGGGUGAUGAGCGAGCAAGCGACGCAUAUACGAGCUUUAAAGAAGGCUAUAUGCGCUUUCAUGUUGCGUCUGUACGGUACAGGUUCCACGAGAUUAUGCUUUAG
Molecule: messenger RNA, 846 nt
Organism: Coniophora puteana RWD-64-598 SS2
Lineage: Eukaryota; Fungi; Basidiomycota; Agaricomycetes; Boletales; Coniophoraceae
Product: terpenoid synthase
Exons: 3
Coding region: 1-846 (281 amino acids)
Molecular function (GO): carbon-oxygen lyase activity, acting on phosphates
Source: RefSeq, a predicted model, not a curated record